Dermacentor albipictus is the source of this 6136-nucleotide messenger RNA. It is a transcript of the gene FoxK, whose product is annotated as forkhead box K. Gene Ontology annotation, molecular function: RNA polymerase II cis-regulatory region sequence-specific DNA binding; protein binding; DNA-binding transcription factor activity, RNA polymerase II-specific. Lineage: Eukaryota; Metazoa; Arthropoda; Arachnida; Ixodida; Ixodidae. The record is from RefSeq and is a predicted model, not a curated record. Gene Ontology annotation, biological process: regulation of transcription by RNA polymerase II.
CACGUGGUCCGGCCGCGGCGCAUGCCGGGAGGUCUGGCUCAGGCGGUCGCCAUUUUGGAGCGCGGUGUGUACGGUAAUGUCGACGCAACACAGGGCUUCGGACAACGAUGCCUGGGCCCUUCUGGCCCUCAAAUCGGCGCCCUCGAGCCCGUCGCGGCUCCAGUGGAACCCGGAACAGAAAGGGGCGGCCAUCGCGCGGCUCGAGGGCCGCGAGUUCGAGUACAUGAUCCGCCAGAAGCGCAUCUCCAUCGGCCGCAACAGCAGCCGCGGCGAGGUGGAUGUAAAUAUGGGCCACUCGAGCUUCAUCUCGCGCCAGCACCUCGAGAUCUUCUACGAGUGCGCGCACUUCUUCAUGGUGUGCAACGGCAAGAACGGCGUCUUCGUCGACGGCGUCUUCCAGCGCAAGGGAGCCGCGCCGCUGCCGCUGCCCAAGACAUGUGUGUUCCGCUUCCCGAGCACCAACAUCAAGAUCAUGUUCCAGUCGCUGGUGGACGAGGUGGGGCCGGCGAGUGGCGGUGGUGGCGCUCCUCCCCCUCCGCGCCUGGAGGCGGGGCCCCUGGCCGUCUCUCCGCGGCAGCCGCCUCCCCCUCAGCUGGCUCCGCACCACCUGCCGCGGCCGCUCGCCCCGCUCAAGAUCAACAUCCCUGAGCCUGAGUCAAGCUUCACCAGUCCCAUCCCGUCGCCCACAGGCACGCUAAGUGCGGCAAAUUCCUGUCCCGCAAGUCCCCGGUCGGGGAACCAUCGUCGUAACGUCACCUCCGACCUGCAAAUGGCCGCAGCCGCUGUGGAGAGGCACGAGGAGGUCCCCACCACGGGCUCUGGCGCGAGUGGACCAGCAUCUCAUAAUAACAGCAACUCUGUGCCUGGGAGUGGGCCAGACGGGGACCAGAAGCCGCCCUACUCGUAUGCCCAGCUGAUUGUGCAGGCCAUCUCGUCGGCACAGGACAAGCAGCUGACGCUAAGCGGCAUUUACUCAUACAUCACCAAGAACUACCCCUACUACCGGACGGCCGACAAAGGAUGGCAGAACUCAAUCCGGCACAACCUGAGCCUGAACCGGUACUUCGUCAAGGUUCCCCGGUCGCAGGAAGAGCCGGGAAAGGGUUCCUUCUGGCGCAUUGACCCCCAAUCGGAAGGCAAGCUGGUCGAGCAGGCCUUCCGUAGGCGGCGGCAACGGGGCCUGCCCUGUUUCCGGACGCCCUACUCUUCCUCCAGGUCAGCGCCGGCGUCGCCAAGCCACGGUGCACACAGCGGCCUGGCGACGCCGGACUCACUGUCACGGGAGCCCAGCCCCGUGCCGGAGGGCUUGGCCCCCGAGGGGGCGCCGAGCUCCCCACUGCAGCCGCCGGUCUCCAUGAUGGCCAUCCCCCCCGGCCUUGCGCCCCCGCAAGCCUCGUACCUGGCGCGCGAGAUUAAGGCCAGCCAGUCAGCCCCAGGCUCACCAGGUGGUGCCCACCAGUUGGGUGGGUCCCCUCUUAUGCCCGCGUUCACCAACAGCAAACCCAAGGUGCUGGUGGCCCACCAACCCUCAGUGGUCUCGAACGGUGUCCUCAAAAGCAACGGGAUGCGCAGCGACUCACCGCGGCUCGACCAAGAGCGCAGUUAUCCAAGAGGUCCGCCCGAGCUCUUCUACCAGCCAAAGCCGCUGGGGCUGUCCACCGCAGAGCAGACUCCAUCAUCUUCUGCCUCCUCCUCGCCGCCCCCUCUCCACCCGACCAGUGUCAUUGUGCAGGCGCCAUCAUCUACCUUCGCCCAGCCACCCACACCGGACUCUUCGUCAUCGCCGCCGGCAGCAGCACCUCUUCCGACGCACCCGCGCAAGCGCCACUACGAGAUGGCCACUUCCUCUUCGUCUGCAACGCCGGCCACAUCAACACCCUCUUCCACCUCCUCCGCCGGCAGCAUCGCGGGUCGGGAUCGGGAAACCAACUCCCCUGCCCGGCCUCCGCCAUCAAAAGUUCACCGGAGCGGUUCGGACGAGGCGGCAGCUCCAUCGUCUGGGUCUCCGCCCGUCUCCACCACGACGUCGUCUCCGACGACUGUCACGGCAUCUGCCACAGACUCUGCCUCCUCUUCUUUAUGUUAAUGGUGGCAUCACUCGUUGACUUGUUUUUUUUUAUUAUUAUUAUUAUUAUUAUUAUUUUGCUGUGUUACCACCAUCCCCUUCUUGUUCUGUCUCCCUCUUUCCCCAUGCUGUCUAUCCUGGAUGCUGCUGUUGCUGAUCCCCAUUUUAUCUUUUCUGCCGGGCUCCUUAUCUGUUGUUGCAACCGAACUGUAGGUCCCCUAAGAAAAAAGAAAAGCUUUCUUAGAGCCACAUCCCACCCUCUUAUUUUACUGCUGAAUGACUGCUGUAGCGGGGAUGGUGCGUUUGCCACUUCCCUCCACGUAGGUGUCGCCAUUUCCUUUAUUUUUCUUUUGUAAAAGCAGUCUUCUUGCAAUCCUGUCUUUUUACUAGAUCACGCUAUUUUUUAAAUCAUUGUUGCAUCUUUCUAUUCCAACAUUCUAUGACUGUUACAGUUAUUCUGCAGUUUUUCUCUCCUGUGAAAGAUGAGGAACGAAGCUGCCAUGCUAGUGGUGCCUUGCUGCGCCAUUGCGAGAGUAUGUAUGCAGAAUUCUCCCUUCUUUCCUUUUUCUUGCUCUCUUUCCCAUUCGGUUGCAUCGUUGUUUGCCACUUCUCUAUCAACCUGUCACGCACUCGCCCGCACUUCUGCAUCAGUGCAUUUGGUAGCAGGUGCGUGCCGGGCCCACAUUUCCUCUGCAGACUGCUAAGGCGGGCAGGGGAAGGGUCGCUCAUCGUCGUUCUCUCUCUGUUUGUUCCGUUGCACGCUUCGCGGCACAACGCUCGCUCUCAGGAGCGACCUUGCUUGCCCUCCUCCAGCCCCGUCGUGCUUGUGUUCUCGGGGCAGACGACGAGAACUGUUCUUCUUUUACUGGCGAGCGUAGCCAGCAUUGUUAGCCUUUGUGCUGCCGCACUUGUGCCUGGUGUGCGCUUGGCAUUUGCUUGGUUUCCUGUGGCAAGCGAAAGAACGGGCUGUCGGCAGAAUCUGGGUUUCUGUUUCGUCAGCUGCGAUUCGCUGAGAAUGGCACCGCGAAAGGCUAGCUCGCUGUCCCCGAACCAAGAGGCUGCCUAACCCCAGCAUUUUGGGGCACACGCACAGCUGUGAGAAUUGUACAAACUCGCGGCUUCCCUGGCGAUGACUUACUUCGCGGGAACCGUGGCUCUUUCCUUUUUUUAUUUUAGGCUAAUGUAUUUUGAUGGGGCGAGUAGAGUUGGUGUUAGGAGGAUAGAUGUAUGUAGCAUGUGGGCGCGUCCGGCACGGCGGCGUUGCGGUGCGGUGAAGGGCAGUGUCUAGGCACGGCAGAGCGGCCCCAGCACCGAAAAACGCAGCGUAGGUUCAAAUGAGAGACGACGUGUGCGGCAUUGUGUACAGACGAGUUUUAGAGGAGGCUUGGUGGCAGCAAAGAGCUUGUCAGAGUAGUGUACAGUGUAUGAGAGAUGUGGGAGGCAAUUGUUGGGAGAGAGGAUGUGAGUAGCUGGUCUGAUUGACAGCUAGGAAGUGAGGAGAGCACGUGCCAUUCUUGCUGGGGAGCCCCAUUUGCUCUUGGGAGCGAGGGGGGCACCCUCGGUAGAGCCUUUUCGAAACAGAAGGUGAUAGAGCAUGCACAGUGUGUUUUGAGGGGAGGCUCUGUCUCGGAGGUUGUGGUGACAUGUCAGUGGGGGGAAAGAUGUGGAUGAAUUCGUUCCCUGGUGCUGAGCUGUAUUUGUAUAUCAGGGCGGUGCGACAAAGGCAGCGUUGCGCUUUUUCAUCUUCCAUUGAAGUUAUCUGUUCGUUUUGGGGGGAUUUCUUCACCUUUUCUUUUCCUUUUUUUUUUUUUAAAGGAAGUUCUUCAAAACACACACAGGCCUUGCUAGUCAUGCGCUCGCUGCCUUUGAAGUCGCAACUUCUGCCCCGCUUUCCAAGCCAUCGCUUCUGGCCGCUCCAAUGUCAAGGGGGGGGGGCGGGCGACAACAUUUGACUGAGCGCAUCUGCACAUAUCACGGCUUAUAACAGGCGAGACUGGCCUCUUUGCAGGUUUCCUGGCUUUAGCUUCGGCAUUGCAAAAGCGGGUUUCUUGCACCGCCUGAGGUGCGGACACUAGCAGAUGUGAAGAAAAAAAGCAGUGCUCCCUAGAUAAGCAACUUUUGUUGUCCAACCCCCCCCCCCCCCCCCUUCCCGCUUUGUCUUGUCGGCUACAAGCGGCGCGGCUUUUCCGCGACUUGGCUGUGGAUUUGGCUAGGAGCAAGCCCCCUUACUUGCACACUUACGUCAUUACUCCCUCCUCCCAACCCAGGGCUAAUUACGCUUUGAUGGCAGCAAUGGUUAAGAGAUUUGUUGUUGCCUCCCGGCCACUGUUUUGGUGCCAGCACAAGAGUGUGUUUAGAGAACCUCGCGAGAGAGUUUCUUCCGUGAUUUGUUCUGUUGCUCAUGAGCAAGCUGUUGUGAAUUUUCAUGACGCGAGAGAGAUGCAGAGAGGGUCGUUUGGCUUUGGACCAUCUAAGUGGUCGGGGGACAAUCUUUUUUUUUUUCUCUUUUUUAUUAUUUGUUGCUUGGCAUGGCGAAGGCUGUUGGUUGAUGGGUGUACAUAGACUCGCGUACAGAGAAUCGUUGUUGCAUGCCAGUUGGUCUAUUUUUAAGAGAGAAGAUGGAUUAAAGAAGAGGACAAGAGUCGUGUAUGAAGCGUGUAGUGCUUGUUGCAUAGUACAGAAAGGAUUGUAUCGUAUUGCUUAAUCUUGCUCUUUGUUUCCUGUCUGUGUGCUGUUCAUUACCUUCACCCCCCUUUCCCCUCUGUCACUUCCAUCGUCACAUCGUAACAUAACACUGGACAACUUUUUUCUUUCUCUCUUUCUCCUUCACACUUUGGCCGUUGCAGUCCACGUGGUGAUAGGACGUUGUAGGAACAUUUAAGCAAAUUGUUUGUACAUAUAAAUAUUGAAUAGACAUGGCUGUUCGCCUCCCUAAACGAGCCUGACCUCAGGCUCGAGCCAGGAAACAGAGGCUACACCGUCGAAGAGCAGCUCUUUGUUGCAUUGUGGUUUUUUUUUUCUUUCCUUUUUCUAUUUUUCGUUGCUCCUAAUGACAGCAGAGUCGUCAUCAUGGUGAAGAUUAAAGCGAACGCCUUCACUACAAUCGUAGCUCUUUUUUUUUCCCCUCUGUAUUUUGACAAGAGCAUUCGUUGGGUUUCUUUGCUUAACUCUUCGCUUGGCUCUAGCUGAGUGAUGGAAAGCAUAUAGGCUGGCUUUAGGAACUUGCCUCUUCUGCUUGAUACAUUUUUUUUUCUUUGUAGAUAGUUUGUUUAUUAACAGAUCUUAAUGCCUAUAUAAGGGUGGGGAGCUACUGGUCAUGAUAGCACCAAAGAAUCGUUCCUCGGGGAAAAAAAAGAAAGUUGUUAGAAAAAGACAUGGUUGAAACAUCCGUGUUUUUAGUUUCCCCUGUGAAAUGGUUAUCAUUCCACCCUUGUCAGCGCAAGAUGGCCGGCCGUGAUGCUCCUUGGGGGUGUUUACGGACAGUGUAGUAGACAAUUGCAGUAACCUGUCGUUAUCACUUUGCAGCCUCCGAGAGGCUCUGUUAAUUAAGAGGUUUCCGAUGAAUUUCUUCUCUCCCUUCUUGCCAUGUUUAUCUUAGUAAUUCAAUUGAAGCGACUGUUUUCCCAAGUCUAGCAAGACUCUUGCUUUGCUGUUGCUGAAAUGUUCUACCACGCAACACAUAACAUCGUCACAACAUGACUGUUCUUUUUUUUUCAUGUUUUUUUUUUUCCUGUGGUCAGUGCUCCACGUAUUCUUAAAGCUUUCUUUGUAUUAUUUUAUUUUUAUUUUUUUUUUUUUCUCGCAAUAAAAUUCGCACUUGGACGUUUCUUGUAGAGGUCAUCUUGUGACCAGAGGAAUGUUUUUUGCGCGAGAGCCGAGUUAGGCACUUCUCGUCUCACUUUAUUUUUCUAGUGUUUCCGUGUUUUCUUUUUCCGAUGAACCCUGUCCCAUGUUCCCCUAUCCUUGCAUCUCUUUGAAAGAAGAAAAAAAAAAAAGACUUGUCACCAGAACAAAACACCUGAAAAACAAAACAAGGCAACACCUUUUAAAUAAAUUUAUUCUUUGUUGACA